This is a messenger RNA of Eurytemora carolleeae, 2377 nucleotides long. RefSeq lists its product as uncharacterized. The record is from RefSeq and is a predicted model, not a curated record. Lineage: Eukaryota; Metazoa; Arthropoda; Copepoda; Calanoida; Temoridae. Bases 1153 to 2184 code for a protein of 343 amino acids. The transcript has 3 exons.
UUAUGACUGUACAAAGAAUGAAAAACAAAUUUGUUGAAUAAAACUUAAAAUCAGGAAGCUCUAAGUCAUCCGUACAUCAAGAACGCCCCUUGGGCCAAGCCUAGUGAGUUUGAGUGAUUCCUGCCUUUGCUGUAGAGUGUCCUUUCUUGGUCUGACUUCUUCCUGGGAAUCUCUCUAAUUCUCCAACCAAUCUUAGUUCUAACCUGAUCUCUGAUCCUCCAACCAGUCUAAGUUCUAAACCUGAUCUCUGAUCCUCCAACCAGUCUUAGUUCUAAACCUGAUCUCUGAUCCUCCGACCAGUUUUAGUUUAACCUGAUCUCUGAUCCUCCAACCAGUCUUAGUUCUAACCUGAUCUCUGAUCCUCCAACCAGUCUUAGUUCUAACCUGAUCUCUGAUCCUCGAACCAAUCUUAGUUCUAAACCUGAUCUCUGAUCCCCAACCAGUCUUAGUUCUAACCUUAUCUCUGAUCCUCCAACCAAUCUUAGUUCUAAACCUGAUCUUUGAUCCAUCAACCAGUCUUAGUUCUAACCUGAUCUCUGAUCCUCCAACCAGUCUUAGUUCUAACCUUAUCUCUGAUCCUCCAACCAAUCUUAGUUCUAAACCUGAUCUUUGAUCCAUCAACCAGUCUUAGUUCUAACCUGAUCUCUGAUCCUCCAACCAGUCGUAGUUCUAAAACUGAUCUCUGAUCCUCCAACCAAUCUUAGUUCUAACCUUAUCUCUGAUCCUCCAACCAGUCUUAGUUCUAACCUGAUCUCUGAUCCUCCAACCAGUCUUAGUUCUAAACCUAAUCUCUGAUCCUCCAAUCAGUCUUAGUUCUAAACCUGAUCUCUGAUCUUCCAACCAGUCUUAGUUCUAAACCCAAUCUCUGAUCCUCCAACCAGUCUUAGUUCUAAACCCUAAUCUCUGAUCCUCUAACCAGUCUUAGUUCUAAACCUAAUCUCUGAUCCUCCAACCAGUCUUAGUUCUAAACCUGACAUUGCAAAUUCUGUGUAUAUUAUUAUAUGACUAAAGACUAUGAAUAAUUUCAGAAAAAUGACUAGAGCUGUUUGAAUUUUUUCCAGUCCACUGAGUCCUUGUUUGCAGGUUUCAUCAGAUCCAGCUGUCCGGUGUUAGUGUUGAGAUAAUCCUGAAAUGAAUUCCUAGAAGGACGUAAUGGCUCGUAUGGAAAUUUACACUUGUGUCAAUAAAGAAAAAGGAUGCAAUUGGACUGGAACCAAGUUUAAUGUAUAUGAACAUCAGGAAUUUAUGUGUGACCACUACACUUGUGUCAAUAAAGAAAAAGGAUGCAACUGGACUGGACAAAAUUUCAAUGUUUUGAAUCAUCAGGAAAGUUGUCAACGCUAUUCUUCUGCCAAUAAAGAAAAAGGAUGCAACUGGACUGGACAAAUGCACAAUGUUUUGAAUCAAGAGGAAAUUAGUAAUCACUAUAUUUGUGUCAAUAAAGAAAAAGGAUGCAACUGGACUGGACAAAAGCACAAUGUUUUGAAUCAUCAGGAACAUUGUGAACACUUUUCUUGUGUCAAUAAAGAAAAAGGAUGCAACUGGACUGGACAAAAGCACAAUGUUUUGAAUCAUCAGGAACAUUGUGAACACUAUUCUUGUGUCAAUAAAGAAAAAGGAUGUAACUGGACUGGACGAAAGCACAAUGUUUUGAAUCAUCAGGAAUAUUGUAAACGCUAUAUUUGUGUCAAUAAAGAAAACAGAUGCAACUGGACUGGACGAAAGCACAAUGUUUUGAAUCAUGAGGAAUAUUGUAAACACUAUAUUUGUGUUAAUAAAGAAAAAGGAUGCAACUGGACUGGACGAAAGCACAAUGUUUUGAAUCAUCAGAAAUAUUGUAAACACUAUAUUUGUGUUAAUAAAGAAAAAGGAUGCAACUGGACUGGUCGAAAGCACAAUGUUUUAAAUCAUCAGGAAUAUUGUAAACGCUAUGUUUGUGUUAAUAAAGAAAAAGGAUGCAACUGGACUGGACGAAAGCACAAUGUUGUGAAUCAUCAGGAACGUUGUGAACACUAUAUUUGUUUCAAUAAAGAAAAAGGAUGUAACUGGACUAGACACAAGAGAAAUGUAUUGGAUUAUCAGGAAAUUUGUGAGAUUGCUGGUCAAAAUGAGAUUUUGGAGAAAGUUGUCAAGGAUAUUGAAGGGUUGAUUCUGAACACAGCAAUGUGUAGAGAGAUGAAUUAGAGAGAAUCUAAAGCUGAUAAUCAGUAAAUCAUCGACACUGGAGGGAAGAUCGGGAGGGCGAGGAUGUAGUGAGACCAACAGCAUGGGAGCCUGUAUGUGGAACUGGUAAAAGAGGAGGGGAGGGAGGAGAGGGGAGACCAGGAGGGUGAGGAUGUAGUGAGACCAACAGCAUGGGAGCCUGUAAGUGGGAUUG